Messenger RNA from Eimeria tenella, 1407 nucleotides. RefSeq lists its product as uncharacterized. Gene Ontology annotation, cellular component: SAGA complex. The coding region runs from base 1 to 1407 and encodes 468 amino acids. Gene Ontology annotation, biological process: regulation of transcription by RNA polymerase II. The transcript is spliced from 6 exons. The record is from RefSeq and is a predicted model, not a curated record. Gene Ontology annotation, molecular function: transcription coregulator activity. Lineage: Eukaryota; Apicomplexa; Conoidasida; Eucoccidiorida; Eimeriidae.
AUGCUUUCUUGUCGCUGUUUGGCGCCCUUUUGGGCCCCAAAAAGGGGCCCGGGGGGCCCCCUUUCGGGGGGGGCCCCCCGCGGGCUUCGCAUGUACCCUCCGCCCCACAACAGGCGCAUGCACAGACACCCGGACCCUGCAGCAGCAGCAGCAGUUCCUCCUCCCCACAUUCCCCUGCCGCCGCCUGCUUCCCAUCAGCAGCAGCAGCAGCAGCAGCAGCAGCAGCAGUGGCAGCAGUUUUCGUUUGCAGGCGUUCCAGCCUCUCCGGCUGCAGUGGCUGCUGCGGCUCCCACCCCCGGCUGGCCCCCGGGGGGCCCCCUUGGGGGGCCCCUGGGGGCCCUUCUGGGGGGACCCCUGGGGGGCCCCCUGGGGGGACCCCUGGGGAGCCCCGGGGGGCCCCCAAAGGGGCCCCAAGGGGGCCCCGCUUUGACUGAUAUUAUUAAGGGCCAUGUGGCGGCGCAGCGGUGGAUGCAGCAAAGGAUGUGGGGGGCCCUGACGCGGCGUCAGUGGCCGCUGUUUGAGCGUUUGUUUUCGAAUUACUGGCGCUGCGGGCUGAACUAUGACGAGGUCACGUACACCCUAAAGCUGCAUGCGUACAUUUUGAACCACCGGGCGAAGCCCGAAAAGGCUUUUCUGGUUUUGGAAGAAAUGAAAGCAGCAAAUAUGCACCCGGCGAUUGUGCGGCUGAACGAGGUGCUGUCUGGGAUCGUCGUCUCCCAGAUGGAGCUGCAGGACAUUUUCUGCGCGCUGCCUUCGGCGGCUUACCAGAACCUCGCGAGGCUUUCUUUUCACAGUUCUGUGAAAGUCCAAAGACAGAGGCGCAUUCGGCUGAGGGAGAAGCUGAUGGCAAUGCCUCAAGACGAACUCUUCGCACUCACCUACAAAGACGUGCUGGCUCUCUUGGACUCCACGGAGCGCUCACUUUGCUUCCCAGAAGCAUCUCUGAGUCUCAUUGCUGCAGAAGAGCCGGCGGAGUUUGCUGCCAUUCCAGGUGUACGUACACCUGAAAACCAGCCCCUUAAUGCCCCCCUCUUGGCUGCACUGACGGAAGCUUUAGGCCUUCAAGAAGAACUUUCUGAGGGCAGCGCAGCAACGAGCCACGAGCUGCAGCAGCUGCAGCAGCUGCAGCAGCAGCACGAGCUGCAGCAGCAGCAGCAGCUGCCGCUCGCAGAGCUGUCCAGACACUUGAGCGACCUCGACGAAGCAGAUGAGGGGCCCACUGAUGGCGCAGAGUUGGAGUGUAUGUACACCUCAGACGAGGCGAUGGGAACCCUCCCAGGGCCCCCACCAGCUGCUGCUGCUGCAGCGGCAGCAGCAGCAGCAACAACAGCAGCUGCUGCUCCUCCGUUGCUGUCCGAUCUGCAGCCUCUGAAGCCCCGCAACAGCCGCAGCCGCGGCAACUGCUGA